AUGCUAUCACGCCAAGAGAACAUCGUGACGCGAGUAAAACUCCCGGAGCGCUGCGAUGCUGCUUCAGGUGAGUCCAGGACUGUGUGGCCGGAGGGAGUUGUGAGGGAGUUUAUGGCGAUUGAGUUCAAGAGAGGUGAGACACCGGUCAUUGAUCCUACUGGGGUGGACGACGAUGACGAAGGGAGUCUUUUUGUUGCGCAAGGUGAAGACCUGGAGGCUUUUGAGCCAGAUUCACAGCCCCAGCCGCCAUCGGAGUACGGUCAACGUAUAUCAAGACGUUCAACAGCAAUUCCAGCAGAAACUGCGGCAACAACUCCAAACUCAGCCGCGACCACAACAAUAGCCCCAUCACACACCUCCCGCGCCUCCACUAUCCCCAUGCCCCAAGACCAUGGACCUCUUGACCGCACUUUUGAAGGAAUCUGA
Molecule: messenger RNA, 426 nt
Organism: Fusarium verticillioides 7600
Lineage: Eukaryota; Fungi; Ascomycota; Sordariomycetes; Hypocreales; Nectriaceae
Exons: 2
Coding region: 1-426 (141 amino acids)
Source: RefSeq, a predicted model, not a curated record